Molecule: messenger RNA, 325 nt
Organism: Meloidogyne enterolobii
Lineage: Eukaryota; Metazoa; Nematoda; Chromadorea; Rhabditida; Meloidogynidae
Source: the annotation of a GenBank genome assembly
UUCUAUCAGUAUUUAUAUUCUAUGGAUGGAGGAGUCUAAAGAAUUUUCUGAUUCUUCUCCUACAAUUCAAAAUAAAAAAAACAAAAAUCAACAGCAACUUCCAACAAAUAUCCCAGUAAUUGCUGAAUCAGUUGUAGACGAAGAAGAAAUUAUUGGACGGCCAAAUACAAAAAUAAAUUCAAUUAAUGGAAUACCUAUUGCUCAAAGAGCGGAAGAUAACGAAGAGGAAGAAGAUGAGGAUUAUGUUUCGGGUAUUUUUUUGGGAGAACAAAACCAAAAUUCAGAUCCAUUCAUAAAUUCAACAGCAGAAGCUCCAUUUUGUUAG